Molecule: messenger RNA, 2532 nt
Organism: Opisthorchis viverrini
Lineage: Eukaryota; Metazoa; Platyhelminthes; Trematoda; Opisthorchiida; Opisthorchiidae
Exons: 6
Coding region: 100-1770 (556 amino acids)
Biological process (GO): innate immune response; protein phosphorylation; cell differentiation
Cellular component (GO): extrinsic component of cytoplasmic side of plasma membrane
Molecular function (GO): non-membrane spanning protein tyrosine kinase activity; signaling receptor binding; ATP binding
Source: RefSeq, a predicted model, not a curated record
GCCGAAGGCUGAUUCCGUGGGCCGGUUACAGUCGGAAUGUCGUGGCUCUCGGGCUUACUUAUGCUGAGUUUUACUAUUCCCUAGACACACUCCUUGAAAAUGGGGAACUGUGCGUGUAUCACUAAGAAAACCAAACCUAAACAAACACUGACUCCACUUCAGGCCACCUUCAAUCAAAACGGCUCCAACAACAACAGGCCCUUCCCUCAGCACGGUGUAUCAGAACCAUUAUCCAACCCCGGAACCGUCUGUAUAAAUACCAUAAAUGCUGGUCCUAUCCAACCGUAUGCAUUUGGUGUGGCCAACUCCACGAUGUUAUCUGUACCGCCGCAGGGCCCGCUACAACUCAACCAACCGACGCUUCCAAAUUCUAUAGUACAAAUCCCUCCCCCACAAUCAUUGCCGCCGGUUAAACAAAUUCGCGUGAGAGCUCUCUAUACAUAUACAGGUCAGCAUCAAGAUGACUUGCCAUUCAGAAAAGGCGAUACCAUGUUCGUGUCCGAUGUAUCUGCUCAGUGGUGGCUUGCCCGUCACCAGAAGACCGGGGCAACUGGUUAUAUCCCUAGCAACUAUGUGUUGAUAGAUGAUGGACUACCAACAAGCCUUGACGCUUGGUAUGAUAUUAGCCGCCGGGAGGCUGACAAACGUCUGCUGCGGGUUGGUAAUCCCAAAGGAACCUACCUUAUCCGUUCGAGUUCCGAGACGCAAAACUACGCCCUUUCUGUACGGCACUAUGAUCAGGAAAGAAAUAUCUAUGUGGUCAAACACUAUCGGAUUCGUGUGCUAGAUAAUGACAACGGAUAUUUUAUCAGCAACCGGAUUACUUUCCCGAACAUAAAGGACCUUAUAAGUUAUUAUUCAAGAACUGCUGAAGGUUUAUGCUGCCGCCUGACCGUCCCAUGUCCUCGUGACUAUCGACCACCAGUGCAAUUUAGAGACUUUGAAGUCAAUCGUAACUCCAUCACCAUGGUUCGACAACUUGGUCAUGGGAGCUUCGGUGAAGUGUACUUGGCUAAAUGGAAUGAUUCGGUGGAAGUGGCUGUCAAGAUGCGCCUGAGCCACACUGACCGUACCAAAUUCAUCGAAGAGGCUCGCCUGAUGCACGAGUUCCAUCAUCCCCGUAUCGUUCAGCUUCUCGGAGUGUGCACUCAACCUGAAGAUGAACCGGUGUACAUUAUCACAGAGCUGAUGGCGAAAGGAGCGCUGGUAGAUUUUCUGCGUGGAGAUGAAGGUCAGCAGUUGAGUUUGAGCGACCUGAUUGAUAUGAUGGCCCAGAUCGCCAGUGGCAUGACAUACCUAGAAGAGCGCAAUUCCGUUCACCGAGAUCUCAGGGCUGCCAACAUCCUCGUGGAUUCCGACAACUCUGUCAAGGUAUCUGAUUUCGGUCUUGCGAAGAUAAUCAGUGAUGAUGCUCAAGCAGACCACAGCACCAAAUUUCCUAUCAAGUGGACUGCACCGGAGGCUGCUCUGCAACAUAUAUUCAGUAUCAAAUCAGACGUUUGGUCUUUUGGUGUCUUGAUGUAUGAAAUUGUCACCUAUGGUGGUACACCUUACCCUGGUAUGAGCACGCGUCAGACCAUUGUGGAAGUAGACAAAGGUUACCGACUCCCCAAUCCACACACGGCGAACCACCCAUGUCCAGACGAUCUGUACAAUAUUAUGCUCAAGUGCUGGGACGUGCGACCGGAAAAUCGACCCACCUUCCGAUCUCUGUACGACGUCUUCGACAAUUGGGCUAGCCAUGUAGAAACUCAAUAUUUUGACAAUUAGGAUGUGAAAAUGACUUUCGGAUUUAUACGUACUAAAAAUAAUCAUAAUCUAUUGAAGUAACAUUCGCUAGAGACUGUUCACCCCACCUCUAGCCCGAAACCAUAUGUGUAUCCACGGUUGCUUUCCAUGCCCACUCCUCGCCUCCGGUGAACACAUCGUUCCAAUCCUGCUUCAGGGUGUAAAUAUGUUCAAUUCUGUUUACUGUACUCGUUGCUGCCUAUUAACCUUUUUGGAGAGUUUGCGGUCGAUCCUUCUCUGAAUGUUCUCACUGAUCCCCGACAUCCGUGUGUUUACUUAUCUCUGACUUUUUUCUACUUCCAUGUUCCUCUCAUAAUCUUCAAACAUCCUCUUUUACACGAGUCUAGUAUGUAUAUUGCGCCGGUCUCUUGCGCGUUUCUCCUAAUGCUCAAAGGUUACAUGCAUUGGGUGGACUCACCACCGUUCCUAAGCCACAAUAUAUUUUCCAAUGUUACUUGUUUUCGACCUAGACAGCAAACCACCAACCAUACCCUUCAUCUCAUUGUUGUACUUCCCUUACGCAACUAUGGAUAAUCUGCUAAACCCUUGAUUCGCAUUUCAAUGGACCUACUGCAACACUCAACCAUAUUCUGUACUAAGCCAGCGUAUCAUCGCACAAUGUUUUUUUUCUCUCUUGGUCGCUUACCCCUCCUUUCAUGUAGCUAUGCUACCUACCUUGUAUGUUCCAAUGGUGCUCAAUUAUGCUUGUACGAAUUAUUCGUCACGCCAAUAUGAACCCGUCCG